This is a messenger RNA of Aspergillus fischeri NRRL 181, 945 nucleotides long. RefSeq lists its product as uncharacterized. The record is from RefSeq and is a predicted model, not a curated record. The transcript is spliced from 3 exons. NCBI's taxonomy places the organism in Eukaryota, Fungi, Ascomycota, Eurotiomycetes, Eurotiales, Aspergillaceae. Bases 1 to 945 code for a protein of 314 amino acids.
AUGGACGUGGAUUACAUGGAGCUCCGCAAAGGAGCAAUUACAGAGGCUAAGAAGACCACCCUAACAGGCAAACUAACCAUGACCGACCUCAGCGUCGUCAAACUCAUGGACGUAAUCCGCAAGGCCGACUGGAAUUCCAACUGGGAAGCGCAAGAGCAAGGGCAAGAGCAAGGGCAAACACCAGUCAUCCGACCUCUCGAAACAACCGCACACUCCUCCGCGUUACUCCUCCAGGAACGAGGCAUCAAGCCACAAUCCGCAUGCGACCUGUGCAUAAAGACCAAGAACAAACCGUUCCAAUCGUGCGUUUGCGCGCCGGCAUUCCGCCGCCAUGCGCUUCGCCUCGGGGCCUGCGCGAACUGUAUCUGGCAUGGGCGUGAGGCGCAUUGCUCGCUGCGGGAGGAUUUUGUGGCAGCUGGGGGGAAGAAAUGGAUGUAUACGUUGGAUCUGAUUGUUCUCCAUGGAGGAGGGUUGUUGUUUAGCGAGGGGAUCGGACGUCGUCUCCAGGGGCUGCCUGGGCCUGUUACUCGCCAAGCUAUGUCGCGCACGCCAACUGCCAGCAAGGCUACUUCAUCCAAACCUGCACUUGCACCUGCACCUGCACCUACCACGGGACGACAGCAACAGCGACAGCGACAGCCUCCGCUCACUAAAUCGAAGGUAGAAAUGAAAUCGUCUCGCCGUCUGGCUGGCAACAUUUCCACUAGUAUCCUGGGAAAGCGAUCCGCAUCUGCAUCUUCUUCAACCGAGCCUGAGUCUGAGCCUGAGCCCCGAAACAAAAGAACUCGCCAUGCUAAAGACUGCGACGGCAAACUCGUGCCCUGGCCAUGCACCACCUCAUCUUGGAAUGAUCCCGAUGCUUUAAAGACCAUUUAUUCCGACCUUCGGCGUCAUAUGUGUGCUGUCAAAAGGCGGAUUGCGGAGUUGGAUAAGUCCGUUCCCUAG